Molecule: messenger RNA, 4759 nt
Organism: Gopherus evgoodei (Goodes thornscrub tortoise)
Lineage: Eukaryota; Metazoa; Chordata; Testudines; Testudinidae
Gene: TINAGL1
Product: tubulointerstitial nephritis antigen like 1
Exons: 12
Coding region: 162-1562 (466 amino acids)
Biological process (GO): proteolysis
Cellular component (GO): lysosome
Molecular function (GO): peptidase inhibitor activity; cysteine-type peptidase activity
Source: RefSeq, a predicted model, not a curated record
CCAGUGUGUGCGAGAGAGCCAGGCCCAGAGGAGUGGCUCCGCUGCUCUGCCUGUGGUAGGAUUUCUGUCCUGCAGGGGGACGACAGGACUUUUGCUGGCGAGUCCAGACUGCUGCUGUGCUGGGACAAGCACGGUUCAGAGCCAGGGACGUUGGCCCAGAGAUGAGGCUGCUGUGGACUCUCCCGACCCUCUGGCUGUUGGCAGCAGAGGAUCUCUCUGCCCACAGGGCCCGGACCCGCAGGGAGCUGGCACCGGGCUUGCAUGAGCGGGGGAUCCGUGACGCCGGCGGCUCGUACUGUGAGAGGAAUGAUGCCUGCUGCGCCGGCAGGGACGAUGCCUGCACCGUGCCCUACCUGGAUACCAUCUGCUACUGCGACCUCUUCUGCAACCGCACCGUCUCUGACUGCUGCCCUGACUUCUGGGAGUACUGCCUGGGCAUCCCACCCCCUGUGGUUGUGCUCAAAGGUUGUGAUCGUAGUGGACAGAAAUACCCAACUGGAGCCACCUACAGAGAAAACUGCAACCUCUGCACCUGCAGCGGGAACGGGAAGUGGGACUGCGAGCAGCACGCCUGCCUCAUCGAUGGCGAGAUGAUUGAUGCCAUCAACAGAGGGAAUUAUGGCUGGAGAGCUGCCAACUACAGCCAUUUCUGGGGGAUGACGCUGGACGAAGGGAUCCGCUACCGGCUGGGGACCAUCAAACCACCCCCCCUGGUCAUGCACAUGAAUGAGCUGCAGAUGAGCAUGGACACCAACGAGCAGCUCCCCAGCCAUUUCAACGCAGCUGACAAGUGGCCCGGGUUGGUCCUCGAGCCCCUGGACCAGGGCAAUUGCGCCGGCUCCUGGGCUUUCUCCACGGCAGCGGUGGCAUCGGACAGGAUCUCCAUCCAUUCCAUGGGGCACAUGACGCCUGCCCUGUCCCCCCAGAACCUGAUCUCGUGCGACACCCGGAACCAGCAGGGCUGCAGCGGGGGCCGGAUCGACCGGGCCUGGUGGUAUCUGCGCAGGAGAGGGGUCGUGACUGACAGCUGCUACCCCUUCACCAGCCGGGAGAAGGACAGCUCCCCCGCAGGCCGGCCCUGCAUGAUGCAAAGUCGUUCCACGGGCAGAGGGAAGAGACAAGCCACCCAGCGGUGCCCUAACCCCCAGACCCACUCCAACGAGAUCUACCAGUCGACCCCCGCCUACCGCCUCUCCUCCAGCGAGAAGGAGAUCAUGAAGGAGCUGAUGGAGAAUGGGCCCGUGCAAGCCAUCAUGGAGGUUCACGAGGAUUUCUUUGUGUACAAGAGUGGAGUGUAUCGGCACACGCCGGUGAUGGCUGGGAAGCCGGAGCACCACCGGAGACACGGCACCCACUCAGUGAAAAUCACAGGAUGGGGAGAAGUGAGGACGCCCCAGGGGCAGACUCAGAAGUACUGGGUGGCUGCGAACUCCUGGGGCAAGCACUGGGGAGAGGGCGGCUACUUCCGCAUCGCACGGGGUGCCAACGAGUGCGAGAUCGAGACCUUCGUGGUGGGCGUCUGGGGCCGCGUCAGCAUGGAGGACAUGAGGCGCCGGAAGUGAGCCAGCCGGGUGGCCCUGUGUGGCACGGGGAGGCCGUUCCUCCCACAGCCCCGACGUGCUCCGUGUGUGAUCUGGACCCAGCCACAGGCAGCUGCAGCAGACUCUGGCUCCGUCGCUACCCCCAAGGGACCCCGAAGGAUCCCCAGCUGGCUGCCAGCCUCUCCCAGGACUACGUAGGGCUCUGGGAGGCCUGGCACCCCGGGGACCUGGGUGGAUCCCUGAGGACUCAUGGAGCUGCCACCAAGGAAUGUCUUCCUAACAUGGGCCACACCCUCUCCUGGUAACGGACCCUCGGCCCUGAGCAGUCCCUAGCAGGAGACAUGCUGGGACCCUCUGGGGUGCUCCUUAGUGAGGACUGGGGGCUGUUUAUGCUACUCAGACGGGGUUUGGGGCUGUGGGGCUGGGGUGCCUUGGGCCCCGCCAUGUGGAAAUCAGAUCGGUCUGUUGCCCCACCCUUUUGGGAAUGCUGCCGCCACCCUUGGGACCCCUGUUGCCCCAGCCCCGUCACCCAUCGCUGGGCUUUUCCCCAGAGAUCCAGAGGGGGCCCUAGGGCUUCCUGGACCCCCAGCUCUCCAGAGACCAACCUGUAGUUAACCCUUUCAUCUCCCCGGGGGCAGAAUGCCAGGAGUGCCAGUAAGCCACGCCCUUGUCACCGCAGUGGCAGGGGGUUUGCCCCUUCUCUCCAUGCCACUGGGCGAGGAGAUGGCACAGCCUUUCCUGAGAGCCUCCCGUGUUAUCAAGGAGCCCGGUUUCCAGGGGUUACCACCAGCCAUGCUGCCUGGAUGGAGCUGGGCUGGGGCAGGGGAGUAACUGACAUGCUGCCAUUCUUCACCGUGGUCAUCCCUAGCUUUCUCUUCAUCCUAGAGGUCCCCACUCCACACCCCUGGAAGCCCACUCUGGUCUCCCACCCAGUCUCACUCCAGUCCCCACGGGAUCUCCAACCACCCUCCCAAUUUCCCACACGCCCUGUCCCCCGCAGCCUUUCCGCAGUCCUCUGCUCUGCUUCUCAGCGUCUCACCUCCAAACAACCCCUGUCUCGCGUGGAGCCCCGUUGGGACCCGGCAAGGCUGGCUUUCUGCUGACACUGAGGCCACGGUGCACUGGCCCGUAUCUUAUAUGUACUCAGCUCUUGAAAGUGCGUCCCCAGCCCCCUGGCUUUUAACCACGGCCUCAUGCUUUGUACCGGCCGGCAGGGUCUUAGUGCCUAAUCCCGGCCUGGCUAAACAGGCUAUUGUUGGGAGCCUGAGGUCGCUCGGGUGUUUGCACUUGAUGCCCUUGCUGGCGCUGUCAGCGGCGCGGCCCGAGUCGUGACAGUAAGCUGCAGCCUUUCAUGUCAAAGAGGCAGAGGAUUGUUAAAACAGCCCAGUGCUUCCGCCUGACCGGAGCGGCGGGACGGGGAGGGGGCUUAGACUGCCUGCUCCAGCAGAGAAGCCAGGCACCGCUCCAAGAGUGGGAACCUGGGGGGCCAGAGAGAUCAAAGCAAAGGCUGAGAUGGAGAGCUGUGCUGGGGUGGGCGGGGGCAGGAUGGAGGGGGGACGCAGAGCCCUCCUGCACUGGUCUCUGGGGCAGGCCUGGGAGGAGAGGUGGCUGGGUGGGAUUCUGGUUCCUCCCUGGGGUGGACACUCUACUAGCAAAGUAACCAGUUAGGAAACCUUCCCCCACUCCCUGCUGGAAGCUUCUGCUGCCAUACAUCCCACCCGGCUGCUGCUCCAGUUCCCCGCGGGCUGCUCUCUGGCCCAGCUGGGCAGCCCUGGAAUUGCUGUUUGGCUCCAAAGGGCUCUGAGCAUGUAGAGGUGAGACUCCGUGAACAGGCAGCUCUCUGCACUGAUGCAGGGCAGCAGGUGCCUAUCAGCAUCAGGGGUGUUUGGAUCCAGGGCCCCCUGGCUUGACCCAGGGCAGAAACCCAGUGUCUGACACGCGGCAUUUCUGUGGCAAACUCUCUCCCAGGUCCUGGUGCGGGUUUCCUCUCCCCUCCGUGAUGCUCCCCAGGCUGGAUGGCUUGUCCUGCCUAGGCCUCCUUACUCACUGGGAUUUAUUUUUCCCUCUCCACCCAGCUGCAGCCCCUUUUCAGCAAAUCCCCAUUGUCCAGCUCAGAGCUUAGCUGCAAAAAACAUUAAAAACUGUGAAGUCCUCCUCCCCUCUCUGUGCCCAUCCCUCCAGCUUCCUGGCUGCACUGGGAUCUGUUUCUCCUUGUUCAAGAAGCGGCGUUAAACUUAAGGGCAGAGCCAGCUCAUCUCUCAAAAGCCUUGAGCCUUUAAAGAGCGCCGUGUGAGAGCACGUGCAACACCCCCUCCCCGUGUGCAGACGUGUGUUUGCACAGCCAAUUGUGCCUUUGUGUUGUGCACAAGUGGGUGUUGCUCACUAGGGGAUGGAAUUUGCCCUUGUGCAGACUUGGUAGCUUACAGCCUCUAGUCACUUGAGCCUGCCCUCCACCCUUGCGCUGGCCUGGAGUGAAUUUCACACAAGGGGCAUUUGUGCUUUUACCGCCUGUGUGUUAGUUAGGGAUCCAGCUAACACAGGGCCCCAAAGGAAUGGUGUUCUUCCACCGGCCGUGCAGCUGGCUUCAGGCCAGGAGUCUCUUCCAGGGGCAGCUCUGCACUGCGCCCAGCUGGGAGAUGUCUCAGCGUAAAGCCAUACGACUCAGGCGCGUAAUCUAAACUUCUCCCCAGCCUGUCACUUUCCAGGACAGGCAAGGAAUCUGCCUUUUCCCUAUGGUGCUAAAGGGCCCAGCACAGGAAAAUGUCCAUUACCAAGGGCCUUGAUUUGGGGAAUUUAUCCUUCUAUUGAUGUCAGUGGCAAAGCACCAUCCCGCCACACACACACACCCCCCCUUUGACUUCAGUGGGAGCUGGAUCAGGGCCACUGGUAGAUAAUGUUACACAUUGCAAUAUUUGCUGCUGUACUCACAGCUUCGGCCGGGAGCAGGGGAGGGAGGCACUCUGUGUGUCUCUCGCUCCUGAUCCAAAAGGUAAUUGCUCUCAGACCAACGUCCCCGUCCACACGUCAGAGAGGAGAGCUGGUGUCCGAGAUGUGGCAGACUGUGCAUUGGCCAGGCUGUGAGUUUGUAUCUAAAGACAAAACAAGCCUUCAAACUACCUGCCUAGCUAGCGGUCGGGCUGUCCGGAGGGGUUAUAUUUUAAGAAUCUUUUGUAUUUAUUGUGCUUUUUAUUAUUUGUACAUAAAUUUAUUGAAGCCUC